Molecule: messenger RNA, 2150 nt
Organism: Lacerta agilis (Sand lizard)
Lineage: Eukaryota; Metazoa; Chordata; Lepidosauria; Squamata; Lacertidae
Gene: SRP54
Product: signal recognition particle 54
Exons: 16
Coding region: 273-1787 (504 amino acids)
Biological process (GO): SRP-dependent cotranslational protein targeting to membrane, translocation; SRP-dependent cotranslational protein targeting to membrane
Cellular component (GO): signal recognition particle, endoplasmic reticulum targeting; cytosol
Molecular function (GO): endoplasmic reticulum signal sequence receptor activity; 7S RNA binding; GTP binding
Source: RefSeq, a predicted model, not a curated record
UGUUUUUUUUCCUUUUUUGUGAAAGAGGCUGUUAACUUCGCAAGCUCCGUGUAGUGGUGACGUGACAUUCUUCCCGGUUAUGCUGAGGGAGACUGGAGGGGACGGUGCUCGUUACCGGUGCUGGGCUUGAGUUAACGGCUUCGUGAGGGCUUCCUGUCGCGCGGCUCUCGUCGCCGGGCCGGGCCGGGCCAGGCCGCCGCCGCUUUAGUGGCAAAAGGAGGGGGAAAGCUGCUGUUCUGGAUCAUAUUUGAGUUGUCUUUGAAGUUGCCAAAAUGGUUUUAGCAGAUCUUGGGAGAAAGAUAACCUCAGCAUUGCGCUCUCUGAGCAAUGCUACAAUUAUCAAUGAAGAGGUUUUAAAUGCUAUGUUAAAAGAAGUAUGUACAGCAUUACUGGAAGCUGAUGUCAACAUUAAGUUAGUGAAACAACUGAGAGAAAAUGUCAAAUCUGCUAUUGAUCUUGAAGAAAUGGCUUCUGGCCUAAAUAAAAGGAAAAUGAUUCAACAUGCUGUCUUUAAAGAACUUGUUAAGCUCGUAGAUCCUGGAGUAAAAGCCUGGACACCAACAAAAGGAAAACAGAAUAUCAUAAUGUUUGUAGGGCUGCAAGGAAGUGGCAAAACAACAUCAUGUUCAAAGUUGGCAUACUACUACCAGAGGAAAGGCUGGAAGACAUGCUUGAUAUGUGCGGAUACUUACAGAGCAGGUGCUUUUGACCAGUUAAAACAGAACGCAACAAAAGCAAGAAUUCCAUUCUACGGCAGUUACACAGAAAUGGAUCCUGUGAUCAUUGCAUCAGAAGGUGUUGAAAAAUUUAAGAACGAAAACUUUGAAAUAAUAAUUGUCGACACAAGUGGUCGUCACAAGCAGGAAGAUUCACUCUUUGAAGAAAUGUUACAAGUUGCCAAUGCCAUACAACCAGACAAUAUUGUUUAUGUGAUGGAUGCGUCUAUUGGUCAAGCUUGUGAAGCUCAAGCAAAGGCUUUCAAAGAUAAAGUUGAUGUUGCUUCUGUGAUUGUAACAAAACUGGAUGGCCAUGCAAAGGGAGGUGGGGCGCUCAGUGCAGUGGCUGCCACUAAAAGUCCAAUCAUUUUUAUUGGUACUGGAGAACAUAUAGAUGACUUUGAACCUUUUAAAACACAACCCUUCAUCAGCAAGCUUCUUGGUAUGGGAGAUAUUGAAGGACUGAUAGAUAAAGUAAAUGAAUUGAAAUUGGAUGACAAUGAGGCGCUCAUAGAGAAAUUAAAACAUGGUCAAUUUACUUUAAGAGAUAUGUACGAACAGUUCCAAAACAUCAUGAAAAUGGGACCCUUCAGUCAAAUCUUGGGUAUGAUCCCAGGUUUCGGAACAGAUUUCAUGAGUAAAGGCAACGAACAGGAAUCAAUGGCAAGGCUAAAGAAACUGAUGACAAUAAUGGACAGUAUGAAUGAUCAAGAACUUGAUAGUACAGAUGGGGCCAAAGUUUUCAGUAAACAACCAGGAAGAAUCCAAAGAGUAGCAAGAGGUUCCGGUGUUUCAACUAGAGAUGUUCAAGAACUCCUGACACAGUAUACAAAAUUUGCACAAAUGGUGAAAAAGAUGGGAGGCAUAAAAGGACUUUUCAAAGGAGGUGAUAUGUCAAAGAACGUAAAUCCAUCCCAGAUGGCAAAAUUGAACCAACAGAUGGCAAAGAUGAUGGAUCCCAGAGUUCUUCAUCAUAUGGGUGGCAUGGCAGGACUGCAGUCAAUGAUGCGGCAGUUUCAACAAGGUGCUGCUGGAAAUAUGAAAGGCAUGAUGGGAUUCAAUAACAUGUAAAAAGCCUUAAUAAACUGACUUGAUUAACCAUUUGCUGGAACAUCACUAAAAGAAUGAGAUCUCCUUUUUUUACAGUGAAGGAGAAUGUUAAUGCAACAAGUGAUGCUUUUGAAACUUCAAUCUGAGAGUUUCUAGAUUUAUUUCUAGAAAGUGGUUAUAUUUUUGCUUAAAUUGGUUCUUUUCUGUUUUAAUUUUGAUGUUACAUGGAGAAUUAAGUUAAAAAUCAAAUCAUGUACAAAUUUAAUAUUUAGAGGAACUUUUUAAUUGCCUCAUGGCAGCCGUUAUAUUUGUAAACAAUUCAGAACUUUGGUUAAUACCAAUACGUCACAAAUAUACUGUAAAAUAAAGUGGUUGUAAAUUUAA